ACUGUGCAAGACUGCCUCUGAAAAUCCCAUCCUUAAAAAGAGCGUGAUUAAUUUGCCAUAGGCUCUUAAUCAUUUACCAACUUAAUUUAUCACUUUUAUUUAAAAAAUGCCUCUGACAUUCGAACUUGGUCCUGGCAGGAUGAUUGGGGGUUCUAACCCCUGUUUUAUUAUAGCAGAAAUUGGACAGAACCACCAGGGAGAUAUUGAAAUCGCCAAGAAAAUGAUCAAGAUGGCCAAGGACUGCGGGGCAGACUGCGCCAAGUUUCAGAAGAGUGAGCUUGAGUACAAGUUCAACAAGCGUGCCCUGGAGCGUCCGUACAACUCCAAACAUUCCUGGGGAAAGACAUACGGUGACCACAAACGUCAUCUAGAGUUCAGUCAUGAACAAUAUAGAGAGCUCCAGAAAUAUGCAAAGGAGGUUGGAAUUUUCUUCACCGCCUCUGGAAUGGACGAGAUGGCUGUGGACUUCCUGGAUGAGCUUGAUGUGCCCUUCUUCAAAGUUGCCUCAUGCGAUGCCAACAAUUUCCCCUAUCUGGAACUGACUGCAAAAAAAGGACGGCCUAUGGUGAUAUCCAGUGGGAUGCAGUCAAUGGCGACAAUGAGACGAGUCUAUCAGACGGUCAAGGAACACAAUCAGAAGUUUACCAUCCUGCAGUGCACCAGUGCCUACCCAUUGGAUCCUGAGGAUGUCAACCUACGUGUCAUAGCAGAAUACCAGAAGGAAUUCCCUGAUAUUCCCAUCGGAUAUUCCGGCCAUGAGAGGGGUAUCAGCAUCACCGUGGCAGCAGUGGCAAUGGGGGCAAAAGUGGUGGAGCGUCACGUGACCCUGGACAAGAGCUGGAAGGGCAACGACCACGAAGCGUCGCUGGAGCCUUCUGAGCUGACCGAGCUGGUCAGAGCCAUCCGCCUGGUGGAGCGGGCCCAAGGCACGGGCGUCAAACAGAUGCUACCCUGUGAGAAAGCCUGCCAUGACAAGCUGGGGAAGUCAGUGGUGGCUAAGGUGGGGAUACCCAAAGGCACGGUGCUGAGUAUGGAUAUGCUGGGGGUGAAGGUGGGCGAGCCGAGGGGCAUCUCUCCUGAAGACAUGGGUCAGCUGCUGGGCAAGGCCAUCACAGAGGACGUGGAGGAGGAUGGGAGCAUCACGCCACGUAUGGUGGACGGCUACAACAACAAGGGCUGAGCCAACCAGGGUUGCGUUUAGGUUCCCCUAACCUGCCACGUGAAUUGACCUAACCUGCCACGUUAAUUAUCAUAACCUGCUAUGUAAACAGACCAUCAAUCUCAACUAUCAGUAUCACCAGACAGGCCACAUUUCGUGCGGGAGCGUUGCAAAAUAAAUGUACCCAUUAUUCAACUAUUUAACUGCUCACGGGUGUCUGCAUAGCCUGGCGCUGAAAUAGAAUUUGGUUCUAUUUCAGAACCUUAACGCCUGCAAGUCCCCCUCUCCAUUUUACUCAUUGGUUUUCGCGAGCAUACUAACCCACGUGGGUGAUUGACAGUUGAACGAGAAGAGAUUAAUCAAAGAACCCUAUCCAAAAACUAACUAGGUUUCCCCUUUAAUCUGUGGAUUAAUUGUCGGAGUAGAGAACAGGAUUUUGUAUGAUAAAAAAUUCUGCAAAGAUCCAGCAAAAAAAGGGACCCUACAUUUAAACUAAACGAACAACCCAACGUUCAUGUCCCAGGACAAAUUAGCUAGCUAAAUAUCCAUGAAUGUGUUGUGUGUUUUGACCUGUCCCCAAAUGAAUAUACCGUAGUUGGUUUUGCUAAUUUAACCUGCGUGUCAUGAACUAAAGUCUGAUGGGGAUAGUCAAAAUCAACAUGUGUAUGCACUUGAGCGGCUGGUUUGGGGAAGUUGUAACAUGCUGACUCUACUGGCAACACGCCUGCAUCCGACUGGCAACACGCCUGCAUCCGACUGGCAACACGCCUGCAUCCGACUGGCAACACGCCAGUCCACGCCUGCAUCCGACUGGCAACACGCCUGCAUCCGACUGGCAACACGCCUGCAUCCGACUGGCAACACGCCUGCAUCCGCAUGCUUAUUUGUUCAUCCACAUCAGAUGUGAUCUUGACACUCAGGUUAAAACAUCAAAGCCAACUGUGAACAGACUAUUAAUUUGUGGACAGGUCGAAACACACAUGAAACAAUCAUGGACAUUUAGGUAGCUAGCUGUUGCUAGUUAAUUUGUCCUGGGAGAUGAACAUUGGGUUGUUAUUUUACCUGCAUAUUGUCCUGUUUUUAGCUGGUGCUUUGUAGAAUUUUGACCCGGAGUCAUACAAAAUCGUGUGUUUCUCUACUCCAGCGAUAAAUCCACAGAUGAAAAAGGAAACCUAGUUAAUUAUCUUUAAUUAUUCUCUCCUCGUGUCUGUCAAGCAUCCACGUGGGUUUGUAUCUUUUUCCUUUAAUCCAAUAAGGAGGCGACAGUCAACACAUGUGCAUCUCAAAUAGAACCAAGUUCUAUUUUAGCUCUUGGCUACACAGAGGCACGUUUAAGCAUGUGUGAAAUGUGGGGGAAAUCAUUGAAUAACAUGUAAGUACAGUUGCAACGCUCGCACACGCAAUGUAGCUGGCAAGGUUAAAUAUGGUAAACAAAAACUUAAAAUAAAAUAAUUAAGAAAAACAUUUGAAAAACUAAAGCUAUACUGAAACUAUAAUUUAAGCCCUUUUUUUUUACUAAUGGGGUUUUCGAACAAUGAUGUGCAUAAACCCUGGAUGACUGACAGGUGGCGCUGUAUUGAAGCCACCGUGCAGCCAUCUUGGUAAUCCUCCUCAAUUAAAUGUUUUUAUUUUGGAAGUGAUAGAAAUGCAUUUGUUAAUGUCUACAUUAGUUGCAUCACCCCCCCCCCCCAAAAAAAAUGUCAUGGUCAUUUCUGUGUAACAAUCAAUAUACUGCUGGCUGUCACCCAAUAAUAUAUUUUUCAGAUGCAAAAUUCAACAAUAUCACAUAAACAUAACAUGUUAAACGUGGAUUUUUUUUGCUGUUGCAGUUGUUUUUUUCAGCUGUUAGUGAAUGACAAGUUUAACCUUAAUAACUCUAGCUGAAAAUGUUAUUAGUUACAUAAUAUUUACUCUGCAUCACAAGUGUUCAUUGUGGACAAUUUAAAAAAUGUUUGUGUGGCAGACUGUUGAUUUUCAUUCCUCUAAAACAGACGUUCAUUUUGGUGUAACAAAAUACACCUGGCUGUCAUCCAAAAAUAUGUUUUUCAAUUUCAAAAUUCUACAAUUUUACAUAAACAUAACAAAUGUGCCUUGACUUCAUUUUUUAAAAAUAUAUGGUACAUUUAUUUAUAUACAUGUGGUGGAUGUUUACUUUUCUAUAUCGGAGGAUGUGAAAUUAAAUUGUGUUAAAAGUCAAA
Messenger RNA from Salvelinus fontinalis (brook trout), 3357 nucleotides. RefSeq names its product sialic acid synthase-like. Gene Ontology annotation, molecular function: N-acylneuraminate-9-phosphate synthase activity. Gene Ontology annotation, biological process: carbohydrate biosynthetic process. The coding region runs from base 107 to 1180 and encodes 357 amino acids. The record is from RefSeq and is a predicted model, not a curated record. The transcript is spliced from 6 exons. NCBI's taxonomy places the organism in Eukaryota, Metazoa, Chordata, Actinopteri, Salmoniformes, Salmonidae.